This is a messenger RNA of Oryza brachyantha (malo sina), 1317 nucleotides long. RefSeq names its product malate dehydrogenase, cytoplasmic. Gene Ontology annotation, biological process: malate metabolic process; oxaloacetate metabolic process; tricarboxylic acid cycle. The transcript has 7 exons. The coding region runs from base 89 to 1087 and encodes 332 amino acids. NCBI's taxonomy places the organism in Eukaryota, Viridiplantae, Streptophyta, Magnoliopsida, Poales, Poaceae. The record is from RefSeq and is a predicted model, not a curated record. Gene Ontology annotation, molecular function: L-malate dehydrogenase (NAD+) activity.
ACUCGAGUCGUCGCCUCCACUCGCAUACACACUCUCUCUCCGCUGCUUCCAGAACCUUCUCGAAGCCCCCCUCGCGCUCCCGCUCCCGAUGGCCAAGGAGCCGGUCCGCGUGCUCGUCACCGGGGCCGCAGGACAAAUUGGAUAUGCUCUUGUCCCCAUGAUCGCUAGGGGUGUGAUGUUGGGUGCUGACCAGCCUGUUAUUCUACACAUGCUUGACAUUCCACCGGCUGCUGAAGCUCUUAAUGGCGUUAAGAUGGAGUUGCUUGAUGCUGCAUUUCCUCUUCUGAAGGGUAUUGUUGCAACGACUGAUGUUGUGGAGGCCUGCACUGGCGUGAGUGUUGCGGUUAUGGUUGGUGGGUUCCCCAGGAAGGAUGGAAUGGAGAGGAAGGAUGUUAUGUCAAAAAAUGUAUCCAUCUACAAAUCCCAAGCUUCUGCUCUUGAGGCUCAUGCAGCACCCAGCUGCAAGGUUCUGGUUGUUGCCAAUCCAGCAAACACAAAUGCUCUCAUCUUAAAAGAAUUCGCUCCAUCCAUCCCAGAGAAGAACAUUACUUGCCUCACCCGCCUUGAUCACAACAGGGCACUUGGCCAGAUUGCGGAGAAGCUUAAUGUCCAAGUUACUGAUGUGAGAAAUGCAAUCAUCUGGGGCAACCACUCAUCCACUCAGUACCCUGAUGUUAACCACGCCACUGUGAAGACUCCCAGUGGAGAGAAGCCUGUCCGUGAACUUGUUGCUGAUGAUGAGUGGCUCAAUACAGAAUUCAUCUCUACCGUCCAGCAGCGUGGUGCUGCCAUCAUCAAGGCAAGGAAGCAAUCCAGUGCCCUCUCUGCUGCCAGCUCUGCAUGUGACCACAUUCGUGACUGGGUUCUUGGCACUCCUGAGGGAACAUAUGUCUCCAUGGGUGUGUACUCUGAUGGUUCGUAUGGUGUGCCUGCUGGUCUGAUCUACUCGUUCCCGGUAACAUGCAGUGGCGGUGAAUGGACAAUUGUUCAGGGUCUCCCGAUCGACGAGUUCUCAAGGAAGAAGAUGGACGCCACCGCCCAGGAGCUGUCUGAGGAGAAGACGCUUGCCUACUCGUGCCUCAACUAAAUUUACUAAGCAAUAUCCAGAGGGCCAGAGAGCGAUUGCUACCCCACCGUGUUUUUUGAAUAAAAGAGACCUUAAGCUCCAUUUACAUAGAAACUGUUUAUCUCGACCGCCGCACAUCGUGGUGCAGACGCCGUUGCUGGUUUUUUCUCCAGUGUGUAUUGAGGAUUUGUAGCUCCUUUUUUGCCUGGUGAUUCACAGGACAUUUGCUGAAAACAUUGAACCAUUUGACA